CUUGAAGGUUGGAGGUUGUAACUGACUAAUGUGUUCAUGGGCAGCAGUUGAGGAUGAGUUUGAUCCUUAAGACAAGCAAAAGGUAGGUAGCAUAUGGGCAACAAAUGAUCCAAGUUCAUCUCCUCUUCCAAUUGGCUUCAUAUUGAAAUUCAAUCUGGAGUCGUCCAUGUGCACUAAAGCAAAGUUAAACAAGACAGAAUAAGAACAUGGAGGCCUGAUGAAAGAAAGUGUUGAUGAGGCAAAACAAGUUCAUCUCAUUCUCAUUGGACACCACCUUCUUGCCUCAUUGAUGCCUUCAUGUAGUAGCCUAAACAAGAACGGGAAGCCAUUGAUAACAAGCCCACUAUGGAAAAUCCACUGCAAAACUAAGGCAGUGAAAGAAUGAAUAUGAAUGGUGAAUGGUCUGACUUCCUUUAUGAUAGCAAGCCCACUUUCUCGCAUUAAUGGCGACAUUAAUGCUUCUGGAUUCUUCAUCCAACCCUUCCUUUUUUGGUUCAGCAACUAACCCCAUAAUCAAACUCCUCAUAAUCUUGGAUUAUUCCUUGUUCUUUGCAGUGGCAGCAUAUAUUUUUCGAGAAAAGUUUAGGUUUUUCCUACAUACCCUCCAAAAUUUCACAUACCCACAUCUUGUCUUCUUCCCUGAUGUCGAAAUUCUUCUCUCUUUUGUCGCCAUCUUUUGGCCUAAUGUCAAUAUUCCCCCAUUUCUCUCCCAGCAUUGCCACAUGAGGCUGUGCUUCCAUUUUCGAAGUCUUUAUCCAAACUGAGACACUGAGAUAGAUAAUGAAUCAGAGGCUGUGCUUCGAGAGAGAAAGAGGAGAUAAUGAAACAGAGGUUGUCCUUUGGUUUUCAAGGCAGCCCAUUGCCAAUUGGCCACCCAUAUUGCAAGCUUACUCAUCAAGGACACAAGGGUUUUCAUGUACCUGAAAAUGGGCCCAAAACAAUACAGAACAGACCCGACUUGACAAUUUUCUCUCUGCUUAUUCAAUGCUUUCUUAUUUUGCCGUUAAUGGCGAUGUCAUGUCGCUGCUCGUUCCAAUAUGGGUCAGACACCCCAAAUUUCCCGUUUGUUUCAAACAGGGUCUGAGAAUAAAUGAAAGAAAACUCAGGAAGUCUCAAAUUCAAACACUUCCAUGUUAGUUUAGAACUUGACUGACCUCAUCUGUCGAGCAUAACCUACUCUGAAAGCUCAUCCUUUUUAGUCAUAACUCCAAAAUGAGGACCUUAUGCCAAUUGAUUCCUGGCCUCACGUCUCAGACUGCAAACUGGGAGCUCGCUGCCAUGGUUCUGAGAUCACUGUGAAGUUCUUGGAGGCCCCUAAUGCUUUCUCACGCUUAAACUCAGCCACAUUUGUGUUUGAAAUUUUAGUGAACGGCCACCGCGAUAAUUGCAAGCACUGCAACAUCAGUUGCUCGCUGGAUAACAGCCCCUCUUUAAACUGUAAUGACAGAAAGAUUUUCUACUCUGAUUUGGAGGAUGGAGAGCAUAGACUCAAGGUCUGCACUAAUUUUUCCAAGGGAGUUGGCUGUUCUAGCCACAACUGGACUGUUGAUACAGUUCCGCCCACAGCAUCUAUUAUGGCCUCAACAGCAUUCACAAACGCUCUAAAUGUUUCUGUAAAUAUAUCUUUCUCAGAACCUUGUAAUGGUGGAGGUUUCGGAUGUUCAUCUGUCGACGCCUGCAACCUACUGGUAUAUGGUGAAGGGAGUGUUAUACCAUCAUCUUUCAAAGUUCUUCAGCCCAACCUCAAAUAUUCACUCUCUGUGGCCUUGGCAUCUACCAUUCAAUAUGGAAGAAUUAUAUUAGUAAUGGAUAAGAACUUCUGUACUGAUAGUGCAGGAAACAUAUUCGCAAGAACAGAAAAUUCCAUUUCUUAUGUACACUUUGAUAGAAGAAAACUAGUUCCUAACCUGAAAACUCGUGUUCCCGAAAGGCUAAUCCAGCUCAACAACGACAUCAGACUGGUACAAGCAACAAAUAAAUAUGAUAACUUAAAGCUCUAUUUGUACUUUUCAGAGUCAGUUCUUAAUUCAUCUCUGGAAGUUUUGAAUUCUCUUGAAGUAAGCAAAGGCAGGUUGCUUCCAAUUCAUGGAAGGAGUCUCGGAAAUCGCAGAUUCAGCUUUUCGGUCACAAAUGUUUCGGGAAUUGCCAUAAUCACAGUAAGCCUCAAGCCUAACUCUAUAAUAAGCAGACAAGGAAAUCCUGUUUCACCACUUCCACCAGUUACUUUCCUUUAUGAUUCUCUUAGGCCCACCGUGAUGCUUAGCACAACUACUUAUACGAGGACAAAAGACGAAAGAUUUUCGGUCUCUGUGAGUUUCGUUAAGCCUGUAUUUGAUUUCAACUCAUCCUGUGUAUCGAUUCGUGGAGGUCGUUUGCUGAGCUUUCGUGAGAUGGGCAGGAAUACGUACUCCCUUGAAGUACAAGCUGAGCAUAAAGUCGUAUCUGUUAGUGUCCCUGAAAAUGUAACAGUCGACGUUGCAGGAAAUCGUAAUCUAGCAUCGAAUGUUCUGCAAGUGUGGCACUAUUCUAUACCGAAAAUAUCUACCGUCGUUUCGAUCUUUACAAUCGCUACAUUCACGGCAACAUCCCUUGCAGCAGGACUACUGACUGUAUCAACAGCUAGCCUUCAAUCAGGAGUAUUCAUGAGAUCAUCUUCUUUUCUGACAUAUAAUCCUACAAGAAACAUUUUCAGAAUUGCUUGCCACAUUCAAAUUUUCGCGCUAUCUAUAUGGCUGCCGGUUACAUUGCCUGUUGAGUACUAUGAAUUUGCCAAGGGUUUGCAAUGGAGUAUUCCUUACCUUAGGCUUCCCUGGGAAAAUGAACAUGAUCGUCCUGAUGUAAGUGGCUACAGCCCCUUUACUGGAUCAAAUCCUUAUCUUUCCAAAACUCUUCAUUCAGAAGCUCUUCAAAACAAGGUUCCAGGCGAUAACUUUACUAUGGUUGAUCAGUUAUAUGGAUUGCCCCUUACUCCAAUGGAAUACAGAUCAUUUUUUGAGAGCCAAAAUAUCAAACCCCAAGCUGAUAAUAUUUUUGGAGCAGGAAGUUACAAUCGCAGGUGGAAUGAUUUUUACAGAAGCAUGUUCUGGUUUGGAGUUUUUGCUGGCAGUUUGAUACUCCUCCAUGCGCUUUUCCUUCUUAUCAUGAAAUGUCGAAAGAAAAUAUACAACACACAGGGCAGCUAUGGAGCACUUACCUUCCCUAGAUUUGAGAUAUUCCUUGCAUUUGUAGCUCUACCUUCCAUGUCCAUGGCCUCAGGCGCACUAUUUCGAGGUGGAGCUCUGGCAGGAGUAAUAGUUGGAGUUUUGCUGCUCGGCGUUCUGUCGUUGCUUUUGCUAGCCUUACUGUUGUUUCUGUCGAUCGGAAUCACGUUCGGGAAGCUACUUCAGUACAAAGAAGUUCAUCAAGAAGGCCAGAAAUUUCAUUGGUAUCAAGAACUUGUUCGUGUAACUCUAGGUCCUGGCAAGAGAAGUCAAUGGACUUGGAAAAACCAGCCAAACUCUGUUUUCCUGAUCAUUUUUGGACCAAUGUUUGAAGAUCUUAGAGGUCCCCCAAAGUAUAUGCUUUCUCAGAUUUCUGUGGCGAAUCCCAACAAACGAGGCGAUCGCAUUAUUGACUCCGACGAUGAAACAGAAGAUGCCGAAGCACCAUUCAUCCAAAAGCUGUUUGGCAUCCUUCGGAUAUACUAUACGCUCCUCGAAUCUAUCAGACGAGUCACUCUUGGAAUCAUGGCUGGUGCCUACAAGGAAACACUGUCUUCCAGAACUCCAACGGUUGCCUUACUAUGCAUCUCCUCAUUUCAGCUGUUUUUCCUUGUUCUCAAGAAGCCAUUUAUCAAGAAAAAGGUUCAGUUGAUCGAGAUCAUUUCGAACACAUGUGAAGUCAGUCUUUUUGCUAUUUGUGCAGUUCUCAUAGAUAACGACUUUUCAAUCAGUGCUCAGACGAAACUCGGAAUAACCAUGCUGGUGCUGUUCCUUAUAGGCUACUGUCCUCAACUGAUCAAUGAAUGGUAUGCUUUGUACAAACAGGCAAAGCAGCUUGACCAUGCUGGGAAAUCAUUCUUUUCAGGACUCAAAGUGGCUUUUAUUGGAUUCCUCCUCCUGUUUCUCCCACAGGGAUUCACUAGAAACUUGGAAAGUAUAUUCUCAGUGAACCUUAACGGAGACUCCGAAACCGUGGAUAACUCAUCCGAUAGGAACUUGUCUGUCAGUCGAAGCUCGAGUAAUGAGAAACCGUGGUUGAAACAACUUCGGAAGUUGGCAAAGGCAAGCUUCACUAAAGAGCAGGGUGGAACUUCAAAUGAUCCUUCAGGAAGCGGUACACGGUGGAGCGGACUAUGGGGGCGGAGAAGUAGGAGCAGAAGUAGUAGAAGCUCCUCCAUUAGUUCAUCUGAUUUCCGGUCUAAAUCCAGAGGCUUGUACAAGGAAUUUGAAACCAUUUUUUCAUCCAAGUGAAACUAAAAUACAAAUGUAUUAGUAUGAUCUUCUGAAGUUCAUUCAUUGGUAGUUUAUCAUCCCAUAGUUGGAUCAUUUUGGGUGUAGAAUACAGACGAUUGGGUUCUAAGCUGUGAUUGGUUCCAUAGUUGGAUCAAAUGUAUAAGAGCUUCAGACUUAUUCUCAUGCA
Cucurbita moschata (crookneck pumpkin) is the source of this 4620-nucleotide messenger RNA. RefSeq lists its product as uncharacterized. NCBI's taxonomy places the organism in Eukaryota, Viridiplantae, Streptophyta, Magnoliopsida, Cucurbitales, Cucurbitaceae. The record is from RefSeq and is a predicted model, not a curated record. The transcript is spliced from 15 exons. Bases 1224 to 4451 code for a protein of 1075 amino acids.